Anolis sagrei ordinatus is the source of this 744-nucleotide messenger RNA. NCBI's taxonomy places the organism in Eukaryota, Metazoa, Chordata, Lepidosauria, Squamata, Anolidae. The record is from RefSeq and is a predicted model, not a curated record.
UUGACCCAUCUGCACUUUCCUCCCAGCCAGCUCCCUGUUGCCCCAUCAGGAGGAAGGCCUCUCCCAUCAAGAAGAUAGUGGGCUUUUGGCACGGUUGUCCAACACUGACGUUGGGGGAGUCUUCCGGCAGGCGGGGAGCCGGGUGCGAAUGAAAAUCCGAAAUCGCAAAGACACAGGAAUUUCCAGCGAUAUGAACACAGCUGAUAUUGACGUGGGUGAAUGUCCCCGGAGCCCCACCUACCGCCUCCCUCAGCCCCAGGAGAUGGGCCAAUAUUCGGUGGAGCUGUUCCGAGGACCCAAUGGCUUUGGCUUCAGCCUGAGAGGUGGAAGUGAAUAUAACAUGGAUAUCUAUGUCUUAGCUCUCAUGGAGGGUGGACCAGCCCAGCAGUGUGGCAAGAUCCAAGUGAGUGACCAGUUAGUAGAGAUCAAUGGGGAGUCUACAUCCGGAAUGACACAUGCGCAAGCUGUGGAGCACAUCCGCAAUGGAGGGAGCCGGAUACACCUGGUGCUGAAGAGAGGCAACGGAUUUGUUCCCGACUAUGUCUCCAUCUGUCUCCGCCCCACAGGGCAGCCGCUGGCCAGCCUGGCUCUCUGCGUGACCAACUCCCCCCGGGGGGAGCCCUGCUUCUGCCUCGUGGGACGGGUCGAACAUAAAUGGUGGGUGCCCAGUCCCCUCUCCCAUGGAGACCAACAACACUGCUCUGCCCAGUUCCCUUCUCUCCCUUAGUCCAGUUCUGCCACAGG